UAACCAAAAGGACAAAGGAAAACAGCACUCUGAUGGAGACUAAAGUUUAUUCUAAUGAUGUUGAUCAUUACCGUGCACCAUCAUACAGUCACGCAACAGCUUUCUGGAUUGUGGUUAACAAACAAAUUACAAUUUCCAUCCUCCUCGGCAUUGUGGUCCUUCUUAGCCUUGUCGGAAACAUUCUGGUUGUUGUGGCCAGCGUAUUGUAUGUGAGGCUUCGAUCACUGAUGAGCAUCUUCAUACUCAACUUGGCUCUGUCAGACCUGCUGUUCACUGUUGGAAUGCUGUUCUGGAUCUGUGAUUACAUCUGGCAUUUGGAUCUUGGAGACACCGUUUGCAAAAUGUACAGGUUUUUCUUCUCAGUCGGAUGUUACAGCAACGUGGUGUUCCAGGUGUUGAUGAGUUUUCAGCGCUACAUGGCCGUGGUGCACCCUCGCACAGGUUGGAAGAAAGGACAAAGUGUCAAAGAUGUUCUUAUCUGUGCGUGGGUGAUGAGCAUCUUGGCAGCAUUGCCAGUCACAGUGCACUUUAAAACAUAUCCUUACUUAGAAGGCUGUACAUACAGCAGUGAUACUGCAUUUGCUGCUAGUAUGUAUAAAGGGAUCUUUGUUUUUUUGUGCUCCUUUUUGUUCAUGGCUUUUUGCUACAUCAGGAUUCUGCAAAACAUCAAGUCAACAACAAAUCAGGAACACAAAACUACUGGACUCGCCUUCACUCUGUCAGCUACCUACUUUGUUUUUUGGGGUCCUUAUAGCAUAGUGACUUUUAUGACCAUCUUCUCAGAUUAUCAUCAGAUGAGGUUUUUUACUGAGAACUGGACAGAUAAAUUUUACAGUCGGCUCUCCCUUAUUCUGUCUCUCACCCGAUGCUGCCACAAUCCACUCAUCUAUGGUUUGUUUAUUUCAAAGUUCAGUAAGACUACACGAGAGAUUUUUCAAAGGCGAGCUACUCCAAACCCUUUGGGAAUUUGAAGGUGGUCGUUCUGACAGUUCUUCACUCAUAAGAGUGAUGAUUGUGAUUGUCAAAAUUCUCCUCACAUUCAAGCUUUAAGCCCAGGUGAAUUUUAUUUACACUUUGUCCAACUAGUUCGGUGUUUUUUCUGAUAAUUUUUGUUAGUUUUGUUCGGUUUUUGCCUCAUGAGGAUAUAUUUGCACUUCCUUUGUUGAUUUUAAACGAAUAAAACUAACCUGAAUUUAGGAAUUUGCUUGUAGUGGUUAAAUACCUGAGUAAUAAUGAAUUUUCUUUCUAAUUGUGAAGUAUGAUUUGUCUGC
Silurus meridionalis is the source of this 1271-nucleotide messenger RNA. RefSeq names its product chemokine XC receptor 1-like. Gene Ontology annotation, biological process: G protein-coupled receptor signaling pathway; immune response. Gene Ontology annotation, cellular component: membrane. Lineage: Eukaryota; Metazoa; Chordata; Actinopteri; Siluriformes; Siluridae. The record is from RefSeq and is a predicted model, not a curated record. Bases 33 to 971 code for a protein of 312 amino acids. The transcript is spliced from 2 exons. Gene Ontology annotation, molecular function: G protein-coupled receptor activity.